UGUAGCUGUCAUGACGUGGAGCUGAUCGAGACGCAGCUGCCGCCUCUGCCGAGCCAACAAGUCCUCUUCCCGGCGACAAAACAUAAUUUGCUCGCUCCGGUUAACCGCUCCUUUGUCGGCGAUGAUGAGGUGGUGACCCUGGGUCGGCCAGGCCGUGAGAUGAUUGCAGCUUGGCACGGAGAAAAGACGGAGCAGAGUGAUUGAGACAGAAGAAUGGGCAGGAGCACCUGGGGCUGCUGGCAAGGCGUCAUCUCUACUGCAGUGCUCUACGGCUCUCUGGCCUUGUUUACCUCCAUCCUCCACAAUGUGUUCCUCCUCUACUACGUGGAGACGUUUGUGUCCAUCUACAAAAUUGAUAAAGUCUCCUUCUGGAUCGGAGAGACGGUGUUCCUGAUAUGGAACAGUCUGAAUGACCCUCUCUUCGGCUGGCUGAGUGAUCGCGCCUUCCUCGGCUCUCCUCAGUCAGGCCCUCCCAUCACCACUCCCGAGGUGGUGCUGAAGCGGCUGAAGGCCCUCUCCACCAAUGGUCCCCUCUUCUCUCUGUCCUUCCUGGCGUUCUGGGUGGCGUGGGCCCGACCGGGGCUGCAGUUCCUGCUCUGCCUGUGUCUGUACGAUGGUUUCCUCACCAUGGUGGACCUCCACCACAGCGCCCUGCUGGCCGACCUCGCCGUGUCCGCCAGCGACCGAAACCGCCUCAACUUCCACUGCUCCGUGUUCAGCGCUCUGGGUUCCUUCUCCGUCUUUUUGUCCUACUCCUUCUGGGACAAGGAGGACUUCUACUUCUUCCGUCUCUUCUGUGUGGCUCUCGCAGCUUUCUCCGUCUUGGGCUUUUUCUUCGUGUCUCAGUUGCUUCAGCAUCGAUUCCAAAAGGAAGUCCGUCCAAGACAGGAUGAGGCGCUGACACUCAAGGAGCUGAGUGUUGGCCACGCUCCUCUCACCCACCCAGACAAACCUGUCACCAUCGGACAGUACCUCAAGCAGCUCUCCAAACACAAGAACUUCAUGUGGUUUGUGUCCAUGAACCUUGUGCAGGUCUUUCACUGCCACUUCAACAGCAACUUCUUCCCUCUUUUUCUGGAACAUCUCCUGUCUGACAAUAUUUCUGCCUCGACAGGUUCAAUCCUCCUCGGCAUCUCUUACAUUGCCCCCCACCUGAACAACUUGUAUUUCCUGACACUGUGCCAGCGUUACGGGGUUUACCAGGUUAUCCGCUGGCUAUUUAUGCUCAAACUGGGACUUAGUGUGGCUAUGCUGCUGGCAGGGGCCGACCACAUUUAUCUGCUGUGCAUCUUCAUUGCUAGUAACCGGGUGUUUACAGAGGGGACGUGCAAGCUGCUGAAACUGGUGAUUUCAGAUCUGGUGGACGAGGACUUUGUGGUGAACCGGCGUCAGCAGGCCACCUCGGCUCUCCUCUUCGGGAUGGUCGCCUUGUUAACCAAACCUGGCCAGACGUUCGCCCCUCUCAUCGGCACCUGGCUGCUCUGUGUUUACACAGGUUAUGACAUUUUUGAGAGGGAACCCGUGAAGGACUCUCUGGUUUCUGUGCCUGACGUAGCCUCCGGCUCAGGGACUCCGCCUCUCCGCCUGGGCUGCUUCUACAUGUUGGUGUUUGUGCCUAUCACCUGUGCCCUGCUGCAGCUGGCUGCGUGGUCUCGCUUCACCCUUCACGGCCGCAAGCUGCAGGGGAUCAAGACGCUGAGGCAAGGCGCCCAGCACGGCCACCUUAUCGAUGUCAAGGCCAUAUGAACUGAACCAAAGCUGCACACAGACACUUUUUAAACGGCCAGUUUAACAAUCCCUCUGUGCAGCUCAGCCUUGUGUGCAACAACAUGAACCACGACACAUCAUGUGGUUUUUAUUGACAAAGAAAAAAAGCACAGUCGGCUGAGAAAUCCCGCUGGGAAGAACAUGAAACAACAUUUUAAAAAAACUAAACUUGCCUUAUUUUUUAUAUUAAAUAUUUACCUAUAUUUAUAUUUGAAAGAUGACCAAAAGACAAAGUGGAACCAAUCAAUCCUUUUGGAUGUAGACGGACCAAGAAACAACUUUUCUCUGUGUGCACCAAAGACGGGGUGCCCUCUUUUAAACUGUUUGUGAGGCAUCAUUCUGGUCUCAGUCUUAACGCCAUUGCUAACAGGCAAUUUAUCAGUAACAUCAGCCAGAUUUUAACAGAACGACGGGAGGCUUCGCACAGAGCUCCGCUUCUGAUUUCUAAUGUCAUUAACAAGAUGAAGAACAAGAAAUAAACUUGCAUUAAUGUGUUCAGAGUUCUGCAUGGAAUCCACUUCAGAGCUGAUUAAUUGUUCUACUAUUUCUUUCCCUGCCAUGGUGAGAACUGGUUUUUCUGAUGCGUACAGUAUUGAUGAUGAUGUUUUUUUGCACAAAACUGCCAUUUGUCUGUUGUACUUCUAACAUUCUGAUUGUGACAUAUUUUAUGUACUGUAAUGAUGAAAAUUGGAAUAGAAAAAAUGAUGUUGGUGACCAUAUGAUCUGUUCACUUUUUGUAUUUUUUCAGAUUAUACAAAGAACGUGAGGCAUUACCACAAAUAAAUUUCAGCUAUGUUGAAAGUCAACAAAACUCUGUUGUUCUGUCUCACCUUUUUAUAAGAUGAGACUUUUAUCAGACCAUUCAAACUCCACAACAUUUUUUUUUUACAGGGCCAAAGAACUUCUUAAUAAAAUUGUCUGACCACC
This is a messenger RNA of Centropristis striata (black sea bass), 2694 nucleotides long. It is a transcript of the gene slc68a1a, whose product is annotated as major facilitator superfamily domain containing 13A. The transcript is spliced from 9 exons. The record is from RefSeq and is a predicted model, not a curated record. The coding region runs from base 214 to 1746 and encodes 510 amino acids. Lineage: Eukaryota; Metazoa; Chordata; Actinopteri; Perciformes; Serranidae.